CCAGCCCUUUUAACAAGAGAACAGUAUGAAAAGCAUUUACUCAGUGAUCGGACUGCUGCUUCUACUGCUAAUACAAGGAUGCUGGCAAAAACCUAGUCAAGAUGCAGAAAAGGAAAGCAGGUUACUCAGUACUUCAGAGAUGGAAGCAGUAGAUGAAUCUAGAGAACACACAGAAGCUAAGCGUCAUUCACAAGGCACAUUCAUGAGUGAUUAUGCUAAAUUACUAGAAGCCAAACAUGCGCUAGACCUUGUCCAGCGGCUAAUGAGCACAAAGCGAACUGGUAAUGACAUAUCAAAACGUCACAAUGAAAUUGAAAGGCAUGCCGAGGGAACAUAUACCAGUGAUAUCAGCUCUUACCUGGAAGGACAGGCUGUAAAUGAAUUUAUCAGAUGGUUAAUGAAGGGACGAGGGCGAAGAGAUUUUUCAGAAACUGAUAUUGAAGAAAUGGACAGAAGACAUGCUGAUGGAACAGUGACUAGCGAUAUCAACAGUGUGUUAGAAAGCAUUGCAACCAGAGAUUUCUUAAACUGGCUUAUCAAUGCCAAGAGUUCUUAAACAAGGGAUUUCAUCAGUGUGUGCACCAAAGAAGGAAUGCAUUGUUACUUAAGAUAUGUCAUCUCCCAACAUCCACUUCAAAAAAUCUUGAAAAACGUGUUUUGAAUUUAUAACCUGUGCCAUAUACAUCAGGCUAUCAUGUAUGUCAUACAAUUACUUUUAGUAUAUUGCUGCCUUGCCAAAGAAAUUAUACAAGGAAUAAAAUAUGGAUGAAUAUUAAGGUUUUAUUUUGAAAUAUGAAGUACAACCUCGUCAAAUUUACAUAUGCAUAAGCCAAAAAAAAAGACUACUCACACGCUAUCACAUUUUCUGAAACUAUUUUUCUAUUCAACUGAUUUGUAAAUUUUAUAUACCUGCAUAAAUGGGUCAGUUGAUGUCAACGUUACUAGUAACAAGUGGGUGGUAAACCAAUCAGAAACACACUGUUAUUAA
Molecule: messenger RNA, 988 nt
Organism: Protopterus annectens (West African lungfish)
Lineage: Eukaryota; Metazoa; Chordata; Ceratodontiformes; Protopteridae
Gene: GCG
Product: glucagon
Exons: 6
Coding region: 26-556 (176 amino acids)
Biological process (GO): positive regulation of insulin secretion involved in cellular response to glucose stimulus; negative regulation of apoptotic process; adenylate cyclase-modulating G protein-coupled receptor signaling pathway
Cellular component (GO): extracellular region
Molecular function (GO): glucagon receptor binding; hormone activity
Source: RefSeq, a predicted model, not a curated record